This is a messenger RNA of Gaeumannomyces tritici R3-111a-1, 1732 nucleotides long. RefSeq lists its product as hypothetical. The record is from RefSeq and is a predicted model, not a curated record. The coding region runs from base 385 to 1404 and encodes 339 amino acids. The transcript is spliced from 3 exons. Gene Ontology annotation, molecular function: pectate lyase activity. Lineage: Eukaryota; Fungi; Ascomycota; Sordariomycetes; Magnaporthales; Magnaporthaceae.
GGCUGAUCUGCCAGGGGACUUUCUCCGCAUCUUUGGAGGCUGCCCAUGAGGUGAGCAACCACAUCGUGCACUCGAGUUCAGCUCAGGGGUCGCUUCCUACCCUCUGGGUCCUGCAAUGUGGGAGCCUCGAUUCUGACACGAUCUCCGGCUGCGCGUGCGCGUGUGCUGGGGAGAUUUGUCCUUGCCCAAGAUUGGUCGUGAUGUUUGCCGAGGCCAAGUCCUGUGGAGGAGGUGCAUGCAGGAGGACACCGCUCCAAGAGUGUGGGUAAAUGAAGGCCUUCGACAUGACUGUCCAUAUUAAAAGCCGUCGGCGACCUGCUCUCUGCUCCAUUCUGCCAGUCCCUUGGUCCUUCCUUCCUUACCGCACCCAGCCGCGUUGCAAAAAUGAAGCUCAACUCCGCCGUCCUCGCAAACGCCCUCCUGGGCCUGUGCUCGCAAGCCGCCGCGGCCCCUCCGCCCGCGAGCUGCUACGGGACGUGGACGGUCGAGGGCUUCGCCAAGGACAACCCGAUCGGCAAGACUACGGGCGGCGAGGGCGGGCCGACGGUGACGGUGGACAGCGCGAGCGCGCUGGUGACGGCCGUCAAGGGCACCGAGCCGCGCGUCGUCGUGGUCAAGGGCGACAUCGCGCUGCCGUCGCGGCUCAAGGUCGGGUCCAACAAGUCGGUGGUCGGGCUGGGCGGCACGGCGCACAUCACGGGCGCCGGCAUCGACGUCUACCACGGUGACAACGUCAUCCUGCGGAACCUCAAGAUCUCGCACAUUGUCGGCAACGACGGCAUCACCAUCAGGAACACGACCAGGGUCUGGAUCGACCAUAACGAGUUCUUUUCCGACAUCAGCAAGGGGCCGGAUUUCUACGACGGCCAGGUCGACAUCAUCCGCGCGGCCGACUGGAUCACGGUGUCGUGGAACUACUUCCACGACCACUGGAAGUCGUCGCUGGUGGGCAACUCGGACGCGCUGCGCGACGUGGACCAGGGCCACCUGCACGUCACAUACCACCACAACCACUGGCGCAAUCAGGGCACCCGGGGCCCCGCCGGCCGCUUCGGGCACCAACACAUCUACAAUAACCUGUACGAGGACUUCCACUACCAGGCCAUCCACUCGCGCUCCGACAACCAGGUCCUCGUCGAGGGCAACGUCUUCCGCGGUAACACGACCGAGGCCCUGAGCACCUACGGGCUCGUCAUCCCGAUGGACUCGCCCAACACGUGCCCGUGCGGCGACGAGGAGCUGGAUGGGUUCGCAAACCUGGGUGCCUUGAAUGACUGGGGGCCGGCUACUAUCAACAUCACACAGACAGGCAACUUCACCGAAGCCCCUUACAAGUUCAAGCUGACGCCUCUCGAGCUGGUGGGGGAGGUGGUCAAGAAGGGGGCAGGGAUUGGGAAGGUAUAGGUGGUGAAGAGUGAUCAACCAAGGAAAAGUUAUCAAGCGUCACUGCCACACAUGUAGUGAUGGGACAAGCCUAGCUCUGCAGUCUGGUUUCCAAGCGAGAACGUCCAGUGAUCUCCUUGACUCUCUGUAGUGAAGACCGGUCUCCACAGACAACAGAUUCAAUGCCGCAGCAAUUCGUCAGGCAUCACCUCCAUCCCUAUCGCCCUCCAUGGUGAAAAGGUGCAGUCAAGUCCAUCGCGGCUUUCAACACCGGACAUGCAUAUCUCGGGGUGGGAGAGUGAAUGGCCCCAAAGACGCCAAACAUUGAAUGUAUACGCCUUUGACGCCG